Molecule: messenger RNA, 471 nt
Organism: Cryptomeria japonica (Japanese cedar)
Lineage: Eukaryota; Viridiplantae; Streptophyta; Pinopsida; Cupressales; Cupressaceae
Product: pentatricopeptide repeat-containing protein At3g22470, mitochondrial-like
Exons: 1
Coding region: 1-471 (156 amino acids)
Molecular function (GO): protein binding
Source: RefSeq, a predicted model, not a curated record
AUGCUAAGGAAAGGCUGCCCACCAGAUGUUGUUGCUUACAACAUUCUAAUCGAUGGUUUAUGUCAGAGUAACAGGGGAAAGGAAGCAUUCACACUUAUUUUUGAGAUGCAAAACAGGGGACAUCUCCCUGAUGUAAUUACAUAUAAUACACUAAUAAGUGCAUUCUGUAGAACAGGAGAAAUGAACAUGGUAGAAAAGUUGUUAGAGGAGAUGGCAACAGGGAAUUUGAAACCUGAUGAAGUGACAUACAACACAGUCAUUGAUGGUCUGUGCAAGGCAGGAGAUCUUUCUAGAGCACAAUCACUCUUGAAUAGGAUGCUAGAUGCAGUCACUUAUAACUGUCUGAUUGACGCCCACUGCAAAGUUGGUGAAAUGGAUAAGUAUUUUUUAAACAUGAAAGUGGCCGGUAUUGCCCCAAAUGUUGUAACCUAUAAUAUAUUGAUUGGUUCUGUGCAAGGAAAACAAACUUGA